Tribolium madens (black flour beetle) is the source of this 1364-nucleotide messenger RNA. RefSeq names its product vacuolar protein sorting-associated protein 62. Lineage: Eukaryota; Metazoa; Arthropoda; Insecta; Coleoptera; Tenebrionidae. The transcript is spliced from 5 exons. The coding region runs from base 403 to 1305 and encodes 300 amino acids. The record is from RefSeq and is a predicted model, not a curated record.
UAGUAGCUGAAGUCGCUGAGCGACAAUAACCGGGUUGGAACCAGCACUGUGUAGGUCAUACAUAACCGAUGGUGAUGGUACCGGCCUUGGUACUCGUCGUUUCAUUUCGUCUUGAGAUUGACAGCUGAGUGAUUAAACAGAAUAUAAGAAUUUUUCUGAUACCGAAUACUCGCGAUAGUCAUGGUGCGGUGCUGCAAUGCUCAAAGUUGGUGCGGUGUUCAUUUUUUUAAUCGCUUUUGGACGAAGUAAUCGACAGAUUGGUGAUUAUGAACAAAUGAUAAAUAUUGUCCAACUUUCUUCGAGUAAAAGCCAUGUGUCUGUAUUUCCGGCAUCAUUACAUCAUAAUAACGUCUCUAAAAAUAAAUAAAGCAACUAGUCACACAAUGGGCACCGUUAAUUUGGAUGUCACCAGAUGAAAAAUAUUACCCAUCGAGCGUGGACACGUUUUUUGAAAAUGUUUACUUAGCGAAUCAAAAUGAGAAAUUAAUUAUGUCAGCGAUUAGCAAAGAACAUUUUCCAAUGUUAAAUACCAAGUCUCUAUUCCUAGUCACCACACAUAGCGUAGAAUAUUUAAAAAGCGAUAGAUUAACUUCUCUUCAUGGCCAUAACCCUAACCUGCGCCCAGUACCCACUUAUGCUGUAAUAUCUGCUUGCACCAACAAACCAAAUUAUUACAAAAGACCAUUUUUCACCGUUACUUAUUGGGCUUUCUACCCGUACAAUCAAGGCAAGAAAAUUUGUUUCAUAGGUAAUGUUCCUACUUUGACAAUCUUUGGUAAAUGCUUUGGCCAUUUGAAAACAAUCGGAUCUCAUGUUGGUGACUGGGAACAUGUCACCCUUUCCUUCAAGGGUCAACCUUUCCCUUCUGAACUAUAUACGGCUAUACAUAACAGUGGUGGUUUUUACAAAUACGAACCACAUCACAAACACUUUAUACUAGACUCAGAAAAAAGUCGACGAAGAGUACAAGGACCUAAACUCCCACCUAUUCUCAGAGUACAAAACGGCCAUCCUGUGUUAUUUUCCGCAAACGGAUCGCACGGUCUUUGGCCAGCCCCUGGAGAACACGAAUAUUUAAAAGUUCCGUAUUUAACAGACAAGUGUGGGUAUGGAGUGCCUUGGAAAACAUGGGAAAAUCUGGAUAUUUUAUAUUUAGGCAGUCGUAAUUUACCCAAAUGGUUGUUCUUCAAAGGAAAAUGGGGGAAUCCCAAAAAGAAUUGUGUCCUGUCUGGAAAAUUGGGACUCUGCGAGUAUACAGAUGGACCACCUGGAAUUCUACGGAACCAACAAGAAUUUUCAUGCUAAAACGUGGUUGUAACAGUUUGUGAUAUUUGUUGUUUGGAAUAAAAUUGUUUUUAAAAUUU